UUGACAUAUUCAUUUAAAAAAUCAAACAUUAUUACCAAUGUGGAGAAUAUAUUCCACUUUAAUAACAUUUACAAUAUUAUUGUUUAUUGCUCAAUGCAGACCUCUCAAAGGUCCCCCAGAACCCGUUCAAAAAAAUAAUAAUAAAUUAGCUCUCAACAAACUCAAAGAAGCCAUUGAUAGUCUUAAAGGUAAAACUGUUGAAGAAAAAAAUGAAAAAACUUUAGCCAAAGCUGACGAUGAAGACUACGAUAGUUUAGAUGACAUUCAGUAUGAAAAGGAUGAAGAGUCACUUAAUCCAAUCGUAAGAGGAAAGAAAAAUAUUAAACAAUGGGAUCGUUGGGGUAAAUGGUCUGCGUGCAGCGUAUCUUGUGGCGUAGGAAAAAUGACUAGGUGGCGCCACUGUGUCUCAAUGGGAUGCGCAGAUGGAGAAAAAGAAGCUCAAAUUAAAACUUGCACCAAAGAGCCUUGUUCUUAAAUUUCUAAUUAAGCAUGCAUAACUUUAAUGGACACGAUUAAGUAUAUUAAUUAUAUAUACCACAAAGUUAUACAACAUACUUUUUUAUUAGCGA
Molecule: messenger RNA, 569 nt
Organism: Anthonomus grandis grandis
Lineage: Eukaryota; Metazoa; Arthropoda; Insecta; Coleoptera; Curculionidae
Product: ADAMTS-like protein 3
Exons: 2
Coding region: 38-475 (145 amino acids)
Source: RefSeq, a predicted model, not a curated record